UGACUCAGCCUCCCAUGUUCUUCCCCUCCCCACUGGAGAGGGUGGUGUGGCAGGACAGGGAUCGGGACAGGACACAGCAGGGAGCACCUGCGGCCCAGGGGCUGCCCUGGUGAUGGAGCCCUGUGACCCACACGGGAAGAGAGUUGCUGUUGUCGGAGGUGGCCUGGUGGGCGCGUUAAAUGCCUGUUUCUUUGCUAGACGAGGUUUCCAUGUUGAUGUUUACGAAGCCAGAGAAGACAUCCGAGUGGCCAGCUUUGCCCGUGGCAGAAGCAUUAACUUGGCCCUGUCUCACAGAGGACGCCAAGCCCUCCGAGCUGUGGGGAUGGAGGAGCAGAUUGUGUCCAAGGGCAUUCCCAUGCAGGCAAGGAGGAUACACACACCUUCAGGGAAAAAGUACUCUAUCCCUUACGGGAAGAAGAACCAGUACAUUCUGUCUGUGGACAGAGCAAACUUAAACAAAGAGCUGCUGACAGCUGCUGAGAAGUACUCCAACACUAAGCUGUACUUUGGACACAAGCUUGUGGAGUGCAAUGCAGAGUUGGGGAUGUUAUCCAUAAAAAGAUCUGACCAGCAGACCUUGGAAGUCACCUAUGACCUCAUUGUGGGCUGUGAUGGAGCCUUCUCAACAGUCAGAAAACAGUUCAUGAGGCAAACACGCUUUAACUACAGUCAGCAGUACAUUCCUCAUGGCUACAUGGAGCUGACCAUCCCUCCCAAAGAUGGAGAUUUUGCCAUGGAACCAAACUACCUCCAUAUCUGGCCGAGAAACACCUUCAUGAUGAUUGCACUGCCCAACAUGGACAAGUCCUUCACCUGCACGCUCUUCAUGCCCUUUGAGGAAUUUGAGAAGCUCACGACGGGGGACCAAGUGCUGGGCUUUUUCCAGACCUACUUCCCAGAUGCCAUCCCCCUCAUCGGAGAGCAAGAGCUGAAGCAUGACUACUUUGUGCUGCCAGCCCAGGCCAUGGUAUCUGUGAAGUGCUCUUCCUACCACCUCGCUUCCCGGUGCGUGCUGAUGGGAGAUGCUGCGCACGCUGUUGUGCCCUUCUACGGACAGGGCAUGAAUGCGGGUUUUGAAGACUGUCUGGUCUUUGAUGAAUUAAUGGACCAGUUCCACAACGACCUUGGUGCCUGCCUCCCUGAGUUCUCCAGACUGAGGGUACCAGAUGACCAUGCGAUUUCAGACUUAGCCAUGUACAACUACGUGGAGAUGCGUGAGCACGUGAAUUCAACGUGGUUCAUUUUCCGGAAGCACGUAGACAACUUUCUCCACACCCUCAUGCCUUCCACUAUUGUCCCGCUGUACACCAUGGUGACCUUCACCAGAAUUCGCUACCAUGAGGCACUUCAGCGCUGGAAAUGGCAGAAAAAGGUAAUUAAUCGAGGGAUCUUUGUCACGGGGGUGGCAGGACUGGCUGGCACCUACCUACUGAUCAAGCAUCUGGCACGGAACUCGGACUUCUGUGUGGAAAACUUGUGGGGCUGGUCCCAUUACCUGAAGAGUAUUAGAAAUUUUCCCUUUGGCACACAAGUGGCUGAAAUGUAAGGGGAGCUCCUUGUAAUAAAAGCGAAGGCAUGGGCUGUCAGCUCA
Messenger RNA from Lepidothrix coronata (blue-crowned manakin), 1591 nucleotides. RefSeq names its product kynurenine 3-monooxygenase (gene KMO). The transcript is spliced from 15 exons. The record is from RefSeq and is a predicted model, not a curated record. Gene Ontology annotation, cellular component: mitochondrial outer membrane. Gene Ontology annotation, biological process: NAD+ metabolic process; quinolinate biosynthetic process; L-tryptophan catabolic process. The coding region runs from base 113 to 1546 and encodes 477 amino acids. Gene Ontology annotation, molecular function: kynurenine 3-monooxygenase activity; NAD(P)H oxidase H2O2-forming activity; FAD binding. NCBI's taxonomy places the organism in Eukaryota, Metazoa, Chordata, Aves, Passeriformes, Pipridae.